Molecule: messenger RNA, 768 nt
Organism: Erigeron canadensis
Lineage: Eukaryota; Viridiplantae; Streptophyta; Magnoliopsida; Asterales; Asteraceae
Product: SKP1-like protein 11
Exons: 2
Coding region: 186-653 (155 amino acids)
Biological process (GO): SCF-dependent proteasomal ubiquitin-dependent protein catabolic process
Cellular component (GO): cytoplasm; nucleus
Molecular function (GO): cullin family protein binding
Source: RefSeq, a predicted model, not a curated record
UGGUGUUUUUUGUGUUUAUUCUAAGAGAAAAGUAAAUAAAUAGUUAGGGGAGCGGGGGGUAAAAGUGUUAAAUAUAGAUUUAGUAAGGACUAGUUUGAUCAUAAGUUUGUUUGUUUUUUUCCCCUAGUAAAAAAAAAAGUAGAAACAAAAACAAAAGCAAAAAAAUAAAUAAAAAUACUACGAGCAUGAUGAAGGAGGAGGAGGAGUUUAAGAUCACGAUUCGUUGUUCGGACGGGGUGUGCGUCGACGCGAAACCCUUUGCCAAGGAGUGUAUGCUUAUACGUAACGAUUACGAGUGUCGAUUUUUUGAAAAGUUCAAAUUCGAAGGCCAAAGCGACAUCCUUUACAAGGUUGCUGAAUUUUGUGAGGGACGUGCCAAGAUCAACAAUAAUAAUCCUGCCGAUUUGAAUGCUUUCGAUUCCCAAUUUCUCCAACGCUACCACAGCGAUGCUAUUAAUCUUAUGAUUGCUGCUUUCUAUUUGGACAUAAAAAGCCUAAAGGAGCUGCUGAUGAAAGAAGUUGAUGACAUGCUCACCAAGAUGACUGCCGAUGAGAUUUACGGCAUCUUCCAUAACAAUUUGAAAGACUAUAAUUAUUAUAAAUUUGAAAUCAUGGUACAUCUCCUCAAUAAUUUCCCCGAAGAAUUUGAAUAAAUAUCAUCUAGUAGCUACGGCUUCUUCUUGUUGUCCUUAUGGUAAAUGUUGUUUGUCUUGUGACUAGCUGCUUCCAUUUUGUGUUCUAGUCUUUGUCACUUCAGUUUUUAUUCAA